AAAAGGGAAGAUUAUUUAGGGUAGAGAUAAUAUAACUAGAAAAAAAUAUAAAAUAAUAUGAGGUGGAGCGAGGGGUCUCUUGGAAACAGCCUCCUUACUACCGAGUAGGGGCAAGGCACGAUUCUCUAUUCCGCUACAUUUUUCGUCAAUUAUACGGUCGCCGCUCGCCAUAUUCAUCACGAUAUUCAGUCUUUCAAAGUGUGAUUCAUUCUUAUUCCUUUUUGUAUCCAUUUCUGGCUGAAUUGAUUAUCGAAUGGAUUAUCAUGCUUUCUUCAUUGCUGAAUUCUUCACCCAUGAUGGUGUAUCUAGUGCCACACGAGAUUCAUGUAUUGAUGCGCGUCGACGGUGAAUGGACAGGAUUUGGGUGCGGUGCUGAUAUCGGCGACAUUGUUCGUGUUCUUUUCACCGGGACUGCUUUUCCAGGUUCCUGGGAGAUGCCGGCCGGUCGACUUCGGAAACUUUUCCCUCUCUCUGCUCUCAUCCACGGUGACGACGAGGCACACUUAAGUCGCGCCAAGAAAAAGAGCAUUGAAGUUACUUUUGAAGCAUAGAUGCCAACGCCUGUGAACGAGAGGUACAUGCAAAAAACAUUGUAUUGGGGUCAAGAAUCAGAAAAUACAAGAAGCGAGAAGUGUUUUAGCAUUUUUGUAUUGUGUUGUUAGUAGCAAAUUGUUGUACCAGAAUCUUGUUAAUUGAAAGUUCAAGGUAAUGAUUCUAAUGAACUAGAUAUUACCAU
Molecule: messenger RNA, 736 nt
Organism: Cuscuta campestris
Lineage: Eukaryota; Viridiplantae; Streptophyta; Magnoliopsida; Solanales; Convolvulaceae
Source: the annotation of a GenBank genome assembly